Dermatophagoides farinae (American house dust mite) is the source of this 4027-nucleotide messenger RNA. The record is from RefSeq and is a predicted model, not a curated record. Lineage: Eukaryota; Metazoa; Arthropoda; Arachnida; Sarcoptiformes; Pyroglyphidae.
CACAGAUAUUUAGGUUUUUUAAAUCAAAAUAGUUUCCCAUCUGGUUUGAGUUUGGCGCGUUUUGAUUUUAGAGCUAGAUUUUUUGUUUUUGUCUGAAAAUUGUUUUUAAUUAAUCAUGGAAAAUUAUUUACAUUGUGAUCCACAAAUUAAUCCAAAAUUUUGUUCCAUGUUUCGUCUGAUGGAACAAUGUUCAUCAAAAUCAUUGGAAACAUUUAUCGAACAAUUGUUGAACACAUUUCAUUAUGUUCGUUCUGAAUAUUUUCGACGAUUAGUGGUACAACAAAAUGAUCAAGAAUAUUGUGAUUCUUUGAAAAAACAAAAACGAACCCAUGUGUUUUUUAAAUUUAUACGAAUUCCUUACAUUGAACAAGUGAAUAAUGAUCGACAUUUACAACCAAUUUUUCUUUUUAUUAAAAAAAAUUUCAAUCUAAUACGUGCUGCCACUUUAGAGGAUUGUAAUAUUGAAUUCAAUGUCAAUGUCGAUUUUGUUCAACAAUAUUGUCAUCCAAUUUUGGAAUCUCUACAUUUUCUUAAACGAUUUUUUAUGAUGAUCAUCCAUGAUGAAAUGCAAGAUUCGAAUGUUAAUCCUGAAAGUACUAAAUGUGUUUUCAUACUGAAAGAAAUGCGACAACUGUUAUUGUUUGUCGGUCGACUAUCACAAUUUGAAACAAAAUUUCAAGAAUUUAGUUUUCAUCGUAAGUCCGAUUCUGAUAGCUGUUUUUAUCAUCAUUUUCAUCUUACAUUACAGAUAUGGUCAACAUAUUUAGAAAUGUUAUUUGUUUUGAAAUGUAAAUCGACCAAAUUUCAUCAUCGAAUCUUUUCUGAAUGUAAUCUAUUAUUAAUGAAUGAUACGGCCAAUAAUGAUUUGUUUUUACAAUGUUCACGUCUAUUUCUAUACGAUAUCUUAUGUUUUAGUAUUGAAAGAUUUAAUCAAAACAUUCAAGAUGAUGAAGAUUUUUCUUGUUAUAUACAACCAAAUUCAACAUUUACUCCUUUUAUAUGUACAUGUUUUCAACAAGUGUUUUUAAUGUUAAAGUUUAUGAUGAAUUCUAGUGAUAAUGAUAAUCAAUUCCAAUCAAUAUUGUUCGAUAUUAUGGCUUAUUUUGAUUCGAAAAAUAUGGAUAAAAUGACAAUGACGGCUCGUGAAGAAGUACAAAUCGAACAUUUUAAAUCGAUUACAAUUGAGAAAUAUUUCGUAAAAGAAUUUGAUCAAUAUAGUAUUUGGCUUUGGUCGAAUCUUGUUCCAUUAUUAACCAUUGAUCUGAAUGAAUAUCAAGCAGUUACAUAUAAUCACAAUAACAUUCGAAAUGAGAUACCAACUAAUAUUGUGAAAAUUUAUCGAACAAUUUUACGUGAAAUUGAUUGCCGAUAUCCAUCGAUUAAAACGUCCAACCUAAUAGGCAAGUGUCGUUUGAUUCCGACUUUAAUUGUUUGUGCUAUACGAUACAGUCGUUUCAUUUCGGAUCCAUCAAUCGAUUUGGUCAUUUUAUUUAUGGAUUUCUUUCUAAAAAGAUUCAACUAUAAAUUCUCUCUACAAUCCAAUGUAAAUCUUUUGGAUAAUGAAAUGAUUAUGACCAUCAAAGAUGGUCAACAAUGGACCGAUAAAAUUCACGAAAUAAUCGAAUUACAUGAUGAUAUUUAUCAAAAUAAUGAUAGUUAUAAAAUAUUUCUAUUCUAUUUUCAUCAACAGAUGAAAAAAAUUCAACAAAUGAAUUCAGAAACGAAUCGUAUGAAAAAUCAAUUACAACAAAUCGAACGAACAAUGAUGAUGAGUUAUCAGAAAAUUGUUAGCAAAAUAGUCGUCACAUUGCAACCGAAUUUUCUACGAUCCAUUCAAUCAAAUGGAUUCUAUCGAAUUGGACAAUUAUAUUUAACAUUAAUCGAUGCUCUACCAACGGAACGAUGGCACGAACAUAGUGAUCGAUUGUUGAAUCCAAUCAAAGAACUACUGAAAGAAAAACGAACAUUAGAUUUUCAAGAAAUUUUACUAAAAUUUUUUUUCGCCAUAUUUCACAUGAAACCAAUUGUUGGUGAAGAAAAUCGAAAAAUUGCAAUAAUUUUGAAUCGAUUUAUUAACAGUAUUCUAUUGGAAAAUAUGACAUUAAUCAAUCCAAGAAAACAUUUUAUUCAAAUUAUUAAUAAUUAUUUCAAUGAAUUAACCAUAAUGUUAACGAAAUCAUCUGACCAAUUAUUAUAUUUUUAUGAUGAUCUAGUGACAAAAAUUGAAUUAAUACAAAUGUAUAAACGUUUUUUAUCAUACGAAACACAUCAAUCAGAUCGUUUAAUUGUAAUGGAAUUUUUCAAAAAAUUACUUAAUGUUUUUUAUGAAAAAAUUAUUGUUUACUAUAAACAAACUGAACAUCCAUCGCCAUCAACAUCAUCAUCAUCUGAUCAUAAUAUCAUCAUAAACAUUGAUAAUCAUUAUCAUUCAUCAUUAUUUGAUAAUAUAAUGCAAUCAUUAAUAGAAUCAAUGAUUGAAAUGAUUAAAUUGGAAAUGAUUAUUGCCAGCCAAAAUCAUGAAAAUGAACCGGAUGAAAUUGUUGCCUGUAUUGCUUGGAAAAUUACUAUAAUAAACAUAAUAAUAAUCAGACAGCAACAACAACAAAUUGGAUGUAAAAAUUUAAACAUUAUCGAUUUAUUAUUAUCAUUUCAAGGUCAAGAUUCACAUCAUCAUCAUCAUAACAACAAUGUCGAUGUAUUUCAUUUGCAUUAUCUUCAUCUUUUGUUCAAUGAUAAUUUUAUGGUAGAGAUAUUAAAAUCAAUCAAUAGUGAUAAUGAUUUAGCACAAAAAUUUGUGGCCACAUGGUCCAAACUUUUGAUCACUAUCGAUGAUGAUGAUGAUGUUAAUAAUGAUUGUGAAGCGGAUACAGAAAAAUAUGAAAAAUUACUAGUCAUUUCUCGUCAUAUUUUUCGUUGGUAUAUUUCACGAUCUGAAUCUGAUUCUAUUGUUAUGCUAGAUAUACGAAUAAUUUACGAAAAAUUUCUAACCAUUCUAUGUGAUCGUUUUGACUCGACACCAAAUUUGGAACGAAUCAUACAUAUGAAUCGUGUGGAUCGUUAUUUUAGACCAAUGAUUAUAAAAUCACAACAAAUUCUAGCCACUAUAAGCCGACGAUAUAGUGCAAUGACGAAAAAUGUUUUUAUCAAUCUUCCUAUGAAAGAUGUUCGAUUAAUGACACGAAUGUAUCGAAUAAUAGCUGAGCUUAUUUCAAGAUUAUCUCGUCAAUCAUAUAUUGUGGGCAAAUCAGAUUGUCUUCUUAUCAUCAUAUUGGAGAACUUGAUCAUUCUACCAUCGAAUAGUCAAUUUAUUCUUCAAAUCAAAUCAUUAUGGCCAUCUUUGUUUCGUGAAUCAUUUCCAAUGAUUUUUGAAGGUCUUAUUGAAUUAGAUCCAAAUGAUCCAUAUCUUAAUCGAAAAAUUCGUCAAUUAAUUUUAAUGUAUUUGCCUGUAAUGAGCCAAUAUCUUAACUAUACUGCAAUCAAAACAUUGAUAUCUAAUCGUAGUAUCAGAGUAUAUGAAAAUUGGCAUGUGCAAAUAGUUUCUUUAUUGAAAUCGAUAUUUCUUGUGCAACGUGAACCAUCGAUUACAAAAGAUUUAUAUGAAUAUUUAAAUCAAUUUUGCCGAUUGGAUGAACUGUCAUAUAAGGAUCUAUUACGGUUAUCAGAAAUCAUAUUUCGUACAAACAUUAGCGAAUUCAAUAUUGGUCAACAAUCCGAUUAUCGUAUUGCGUUGUUUCAGACAAUCAUAUCAUGUUUGAUACAAAGUAUGAAAAAAUCACAUCGCAAUAUUGGAGAUGGUGAAGAUCCGGAAGAAGUUAAAAUUUUCAUUGAACAAGUAAUUAGUCCGUUCAUCAAGGCAAAUGCACAAACACGGCCAGCAAAAUUGUUUGAAGUAAUCAAAUUUCUUCUACCACCAAAAGCAAAUAGUCAAUGUCCUAGAUUAUUUCAUGAAUUUUGUCUAGAAAUUAAUAAUCAAAUGGAUUAUUUCGCAAGAAUAUCAUUGGGUGCUAAUCAAUUGAUUUUACGGUAA